AUGACAUCUGUGUUACGCAACAUACCUCAAACAAUAUUCACCCAGGCGAACAUCUUACCAGUCAGUCAAGCAUCGUACAAGUUGCUACAUUUAGCGACGCUGUUGCGUUUCUACGGAUGGAUAGCGCCAAUGACGAUAUUGAAGAUGGUGAUACAGUUUCAAGCGAGGCAGAAGCCAGAACCAGCAGCGAAAUGGGGGGUGAUGAGGGUGAUACGGGUGGCAUUAGCGAGAGCGUACUCGACGACGACGUAUAAGUGGAGUCUGCAGCCGCCCGCGACCAUCUCGCAAAGGCGCUGUGCUCCUGCGACGCACCUAGGUGGUGAUCUCAAAGCACACCACAUCUCCGUCAAAAAGGCUUCGGACGAGUACUACACGGGCGAGUGUGCAAGUGCACGUAGAUACAUUCAUCCCGCAAUGUCGGUGCCCUGUUUCUGGAUCUAUCCUCAACACACGCCGUUUGACUUGAGCAAUAUCCAUGAAGAGAAAGUGAUACUCUUCUUGCAUGGCGGCGGGUACAUUAGUGAACACCCACUUAGCCUACCUGCAGGCGCGUAUGGGGUGCGUGAGACUGGUCACAAAUGCCUGGCCGUCAACUACCGUCUCUCCGACGGAAUAAACGGCCAUCCGGCGCCAUUGCAGGAUUGCGUCACGGCUUAUGUUUAUCUCACACAGACACUCGGUGUGAGGGGAGAGAAUGUGGCAGUCGUCGGUGACAGUGCGGGUGGGAACGCUGCAAAUGCUCUCAUUUUCCAUCUCCUCCAACUCAAGCAGGAAGGGACCGCUAUCACUCUUCCCCGCUUCGUUAGUCUGAUCAGCCCAUGGAGCGAUAUGACAGCGACGUUUCCGAGCAUCGCGGGGAAUAGGGAAUGCGACGUACUUCCCCCCUUCUCUUCCCAGUCUGAACUCGUCCGCUCACAUCUCAAGUGGACACCGGAGAGCAUCGCGAAUAAGUACAACUCACCAGCCUUGCAAGAACAUGUCGCUUUUAGGGGAUGGCAGGAACACACUCUCAAAGUACACAUUCAGGUGGGCCAGGCUGAGAUAUUGCGCGAUGAGGGCGUCGCUCUGGCUCAGCUACUGAGGGAUGCUGGUGUCGGAACGCUGUUUACCAUGAUAGAGGGAGAGGUGCAUGAUGCUGUAAACAUCAAUCCACACGCUGAGUUGGCUAAGAGGGAUUUCCUUAUGGGAUUACAGUGGGGAGGAUUCUAG
Molecule: messenger RNA, 1209 nt
Organism: Wallemia ichthyophaga EXF-994
Lineage: Eukaryota; Fungi; Basidiomycota; Wallemiomycetes; Wallemiales; Wallemiaceae
Product: Monoterpene epsilon-lactone hydrolase
Exons: 2
Coding region: 1-1209 (402 amino acids)
Molecular function (GO): hydrolase activity
Source: RefSeq, a predicted model, not a curated record